AAGCUUGGAUACGAUGCGAGCUUGCACGGUCCAUGCCAAAUGCGAACUGAUGGCGGGAAGACACAAAAGUCUCCAACGGUUGACCAGCCGGAGCGGGGCUGCGGCGCUGCGCCGACGCAAUGCGCAUCCCGCUCGCGCUGGUUCCCUUUCCGCUCGCAACAUCCCGCCAGCUAACAGGGACCAGGAACCCUUGAGAAGUCUUCAGCUGGCCAUUGCUUGUCUUACCCAUAUCCCACCACUGUGCAUGUUCAUACAAUACCGCGAUUGACUCAGGUAUACACACGAUACCACAGCCUGCUCAAUUGGCCACAAUGCAGACAACUAUCGUCGUCUUGGGAGCAGGCGUAUCAGGCCUCACAUCGGCUCUGCUGCUCGCCAAGAACAAGAACAACAGGAUCACAGUCGUAGCGAAGCACAUGCCCGGUGACUACGAUAUUGAAUAUGCCUCCCCGUGGGCCGGUGCCAACGUUCAGCCCAUGUCCCUGAGAGACAACAGCAGGUGGGAGCGUCGAACUUGGCCUGAGCUCAGACGCAUCACGGAGCAAGUCCCCGAAGCGGGCAUCCACUUUCAAAAGAGUUUAAUCUACCGUCGAGAUGGGGAUCUAGUUGGUGGAUACUUCCCGGACGGACUCUUCGAGAAGGACCCCUGGUUCAAAGAAGUGCUCCCCAACUUUCGCGAGCUGGACUCCUCAGAGGUGCUGCCGGGACACGACUCGGGCGCAGAGGUGGACAGCAUCUGUAUCAACACAGCCGUCUAUCUCCCCUGGCUGCUGGGGCAAUGUUUGAAAGCAGGCGUAGUGGUCAAGCGUCACAUUCUCACGCACAUUAGCGAAGCCAAGGCGCUGAACCACACAGGCAAGGCAGCAGACAUCAUCGUCAACGCAACUGGUCUCGGGUCACUGAAGCUCGGAGGCGUCGAAGACAAGAAAAUGGCGCCGAUCAGAGGCCAAAUUGUCGUCGUGAGGAAUGAAUGCACCCCGAUGGUCUCUACCUCAGGCACCGACGACGGACCGACUGAGCUGCUGUAUAUCAUGCAGCGCGCCGGCGGAGGUGGUACGAUCCUCGGUGGCACCUACGACAAGGGCAACUGGGAGUCGCAACCCGACCCGAACAUUGCGCAGCGAAUCAUGACAAGGGCCGUUGCUGCCAGACCCGGGCUUACCAAUGGCAAGGGCGUGGAGGGACUCAGUAUUGUGCGCCAUGGUGUGGGACUGAGGCCAUUCCGUGAGGGAGGCGUGAGAAUUGAGGAGGAGAAGCUGGCAGACGGGACUUGCGUGGUGCACAAUUAUGGGCAUUCGGGAUGGGGGUAUCAAGGCAGCUUCGGCUGUGCUGAAGCGGUCGUUGUGCUGGUGGAGAAGAUUCAGAGACAACAGAAAGCCAAGCUUUGAGCAAAUCAGUGAUUGAUCCUUCAAUUACUUGGUGUUUGUGUCGGUCAUGAGUUGGUGAGACUGGACGCUCAGAUAGCUAUAUCGGGGCGAUGCAUGUA
Molecule: messenger RNA, 1486 nt
Organism: Emericellopsis atlantica
Lineage: Eukaryota; Fungi; Ascomycota; Sordariomycetes; Hypocreales; Bionectriaceae
Exons: 4
Coding region: 312-1388 (358 amino acids)
Molecular function (GO): D-amino-acid oxidase activity; FAD binding
Source: RefSeq, a predicted model, not a curated record